Molecule: messenger RNA, 1977 nt
Organism: Dibothriocephalus latus
Lineage: Eukaryota; Metazoa; Platyhelminthes; Cestoda; Diphyllobothriidea; Diphyllobothriidae
Source: the annotation of a GenBank genome assembly
GCCGCUGUCGAACACCAGCAACAACAACAACAACAACAGCAGCAGCAACAACAACAACAUCAGGAACAAAAGCGGGUAGCUGCCGCGCUAGCGAAUGCUGCAGGGACUUCAGCACCGUGUAGUCAACUCGAUCAUGUGACUUUGCUCUCAGAUCAUGGCCUUCGCCUAGAUCAGACGUCGCCUACGUCCCAGUCGACAGCCUCCUCAUCUCUACCUUCUCCUACAACAACCUUCUCUUUGAAAGAGCCUCCUCCCAAAAAAGUUGCCAACCACAGUCACUCCAGUUUAAAACGACGUUUUAAGCAGCAUCUUAAACGUCCGGCCGCUCACGAAAUGGGUGUCACUGAAACCGAUCUCGUGUACGGUGAUACUGACGUUAUGAAUUCGAUGUCUGUUUUCGCCCAACGUCUCAUGGCUUCCUCAAAUCGUCACAGCCGGAAGACUUUUCACGACCAACGUAGUGUCCGACUUUAUAUGGGCCGAAAUAUUUCGGUGAACGAGACGGAGGAGGAUGAGGACGACGAAGAGGAAGAAGAAGACUUCGAAGACAUGGUGGACUUUGAUGAUGAUGAGGUUGUUGGUGAAGAGACGCAACUGAGCUCCCGCUUUGGCAGACCGAGUAGUCUUUCUGCGACCGAUGCUGUGUCUCUCACCAGAGAGGAUCUUUACGAGCAGUACGCAAGUUCUCGUACUGGCAGACACCUUAGUAAUGAACAAGAGGGAAACGUUGUUGCCCGUGACUCCCGAGAUCCGGCGGUUUACCUUUUUCAAUCCAAAAGAUCUCGUCCUUCCGUAGUUGAAUCUACAACCCCGUCACAUAAUUAUAACUGCGACGGUCAAACAUUUGAUUCUCCCCCACUCCUCACCAGACAGGCCUUAAAAUCUAACUCCUCUGCCUUUGAGAGACGCAAAUCGAAGGACUUGACUGACCAACAAAAUUAUACUAACAGGCGUCGCCCUCGUUCUUUAGACCGUUGUUUUGGCUGCCGCCCUCCUCCUGGCUUUGGCUCGCGACGGAGAUGUUUUUCAUUUUCUGCCUUCGACUCUUUCCGUAAAUCGAAACUUCCGGGAAAGUCUAACCACCGGCAUGAGUCCUUGGAACGCCAGGAAGGUGACUUAACUAAAGUGGACUACUCCGAACUCUCUCCACUUACGCAAACCCCUGGGCCUUGCUGUCAACCCUGUGGUUUUCCUACUGUCUCACAUUCGGAUAUCCAACAAACACCUACUUCCGCCCUUGCUGAAGCGCACAAAGCAGGUCUCCGAUCGUGUAAUGGCCGUAUAAAUAUACCCCAUAUUCCCACAGGGGAGCACAAACGCUUUGGUUUGAAACGCCCCUCCACAACAUCGUCGACCGCUGGACGGCAUAAGAGAAAGCGUUUAAGUCGACUGGAUUUGGAUGAUACCUACGACUUUUGUGCUGGUCCAGAAUUCUUCGUGAACCUCCCCACAUACAGUGCUCCAACUCCGUCUGCUGUCUCCUCUUCCUGCUCGAAGGAAUUUUGUGGUGAACGUUUUGCCGCAGCUGCAGCUGCCGCGGCCUCCGCCACGUCGGCCUUUGAUGCAUUCAUGGUGAAAGGCAUGUCCACUCGCGGAGCUGGUGGGGACGACGAAGAUGAUGACGACGAGGAGGACGAGGCGAGUUUGAUAAGAAUGUCACGUACCUCGUCGCAGACUCCUCCAUCAUCUCCCUCCUCCAGUUACCUAAAGAAACGUCUCUUCUCCGUGAAGAGGGAGAACGCCAAUCUUCGGUGUCAGUUGCAGAGCCUGUUAGAGCAGCGCAACAGCCUACGUAAAGCCAAUUCUUUUUUGCUCAAGCAGAAUGCUCGCCUACGGAACUGUAAUAAGCGCGCAGUUGCGGCCGUUCGAGCGGCCGAACAGGCAGUCGGCGCGAGCAGGGGUGGAGGACACAGGACCAAUCGUACUGUUGUCCCUCCUAAAAGGCCUUCCUCCCGAGAGCCCCACCCCGACCGGUGA